Saccostrea cuccullata (small rock oyster) is the source of this 944-nucleotide messenger RNA. RefSeq names its product DNA polymerase delta catalytic subunit-like. Gene Ontology annotation, biological process: DNA replication proofreading; DNA-templated DNA replication; base-excision repair, gap-filling. NCBI's taxonomy places the organism in Eukaryota, Metazoa, Mollusca, Bivalvia, Ostreida, Ostreidae. The transcript is spliced from 6 exons. The annotation marks the transcript as partial. Gene Ontology annotation, molecular function: 3'-5'-DNA exonuclease activity; DNA-directed DNA polymerase activity; nucleotide binding. The record is from RefSeq and is a predicted model, not a curated record. Gene Ontology annotation, cellular component: delta DNA polymerase complex.
UUCACACUGAAUACCUGUGCCUCAGUGGUGGGAUCCCAGGUCAUCAGUAAUCAAAAGGAGUCUGACCUACUCAGAAAAUGGGCGGAGUUUGUGCGAGUAGUAGAUCCUGACAUUAUAACGGGGUACAACAUACAGAACUUUGAUCUGCCCUACAUCAUCAAUCGAGCCAAUCACCUAAAGGUGGCCGACUUCACGUUCCUGGGCCGACAGAAGGAAGUUAGAUCUGUGAUAAAAGAGUCCAUGUUUCAGAGUAAACAGAUGGGAAAGAGAGAGAAUAAGGUCAUUAACAUUGAAGGGAGGGUCCAGUUUGACCUUCUACAGAUAUUGCUGAGAGAUUACAAGCUGCGUUCCUACACAUUGAAUGCUGUGUCGUUUCACUUUCUUCAAGAACAGAAGGAAGAUGUGCAGCACUCCAUUAUUACUGAUUUACAGAAUGGUAAUGACCAAACUCGUCGUCGUUUAGCUGUAUACUGCUUGAAAGAUGCUAUUCUUCCUCUGAGGCUCCUAGACAAACUGAUGUGUGUCAUCAACUACAUGGAAAUGGCCAGGGUCACAGGAGUCCCACUGCCAUAUCUAUUGUCCAGGGGUCAACAGGUCAAGGUCGUGUCACAGUUGCUGAGAAAGGCUAAAGAGCAGGAUCUCUUGUUACCUACCCACAAAGUAGAGACUGGUGACGAAUAUGAGGGAGCCACUGUCAUAGAACCAGUCAAAGGUUACUAUGACAUCCCCAUAGCAACCCUGGAUUUCUCCUCCCUGUACCCCUCCAUCAUGAUGGCACACAAUCUGUGUUAUACCACACUGCUUAGUCAACACUCCAUACAGAAGGAGGGACUAACUCCAGAUCAGUACAUAAAGACACCCUCAGGAAAUUACUUCAUCAAAUCUCAGUAUAGAAAAGGUCUUCUUCCAGAAAUCCUAGAGCAUCUGCUGUCUGCUAGGAAAAA